GAUAUCUGAACGUGACUCCGCGAGAGUUCGUCAGUUAAGAUGUCUGCUCGAAACGCUUUUGGAAAAUUUGGCAAAUUGUUGCUAAAAAACUGUGUGAAUAACCGCAAUUUUAGCAAAUGUUCAUGUCGUUUAUAUUCAGCUAGUUCUGCAGACCAGGGAAAGGAAUAUGAUGUGGUCAUUGUUGGAGGAGGUAUUGUUGGCAUGGCAACUGCCAGGGAGCUCAUCCUCAGACAUCCAACUCUCUCAUUUGCUGUAGUGGAGAAAGAAAACAGACUGGCUGCCCACCAAAGUGGCAACAACAGUGGAGUAAUUCAUGCAGGAAUAUACUACACACCAGGUUCACUGAAAGCCAAACUGUGUGUAGAGGGGCUAGAAUUGAUGUAUGAUUACUGUGAUAAAAAUAAUGUACCAUAUAAUAAAUGCGGAAAGUUGAUAGUGGCUACAGAACCUGAAGAAAUACCAAGACUUGAAGCCUUACUAGAAAGAGGUAAUGAGAAUGGUGUCAAAGAUCUACGUAUGAUUGAUGGAAGUGAAAUCAAAGAGAUAGAACCGAACUGUGUUGGUUUGAAGGCUGUACAUUCUCCACACACUGGUAUCAUAGAUUAUGGUCUUGUGACACAGUCAUACGGAGAUUUCUUUAAAAAGCGGGGUGGUCACAUAUACACAGAUUUCUCAGUGUCACAAUUAUCCAUAACUCCUGAAGGGAAGUCAGGAGAUUUAGAUGGCAACAAAUAUCCAAUGACAGUAGUUGGAGACCGUAGUCAGAAUCAAGUAUUACAGUGUAGAUAUGUGGUCACAUGUUGUGGGUUACAGUCUGAUCGUAUAGCAGAGUUGUCAGGCUGUAACAGAGAACCCAGAAUUGUUCCAUUUAGGGGAGAUUACCUCCUUCUUAAACCUGAGAAAAAUGAUAUGGUUAGAGGCAACAUAUAUCCAGUACCAAAUCCAGCGCUUCCCUUUCUAGGAGUACAUUUCACACCGAGGAUGGAUGGAAGUGUGUGGCUCGGUCCUACAGCAGUUCUAGCAUUUAAGAGGGAAGGCUAUAAUCUGAUAGAUUUUAAUGUCAGGGAUACAGUAGAUGCUCUAAAAUUCAGGGGAACUAGAAAGCUGGCUUUCAAACAUUUUACAUUUGGACUGAGUGAGAUGCGGAGAGCAUUUUUCAUGUCUGCCCAGGUAAAACAACUUCAGAGGUUUAUACCUACAUUGAAACGAGAAGAUGUCAUCAGGGGACCAGCAGGUGUUCGUGCUCAGGCGUUGAAUAGAGAAGGUGCUCUGGUGGAUGACUUUGUGUUUGAUCAAGGAGAAGGAGAUAUAGGAAGCAGGAUAUUGCACAUCAGGAAUUCCCCGUCACCGGCGGCUACAUCGUCACUCUCCAUAGCUAAUAUGGUGGUGGAUAAAGUUGAUAAAACUUUUCAAUUGUGAUACAAAUUUUACUUAGAAAAUUGUUGGUGUUAGUCUUAUGGUGCUUUUUUGAAAUAUUGGAUAUGAAUUAAUGAUAUGGUUAUUAUGAGGUUUUGCAAUUGAAUAAUACAUGUAUUUGCAAAUGAGUUAAUUGUGUGAUUUUUAAGGGGUUUUGCUUUUAUUUGGGAUAUUUUGAUUUUGAUAAAAUUAUUAUUUGAAUGUCUCACAACAAAAAUUACUUCAUGCAGAGAUGCAAGUUUUUGGGUCUUACUAGAAUCUUAAAUAGUGUCCAACAAAUAUAUAAUCUGACUGGUAGCCCUUGCUGCUCUGUCAUCGCAUAGUCCAUUGACUCAUCAGCAAGAAUUGUCAGGAACCUACAGUUUUCAAUGUUUGUUGAUGUUUGAAGGUAUUGUUGUUCAGCUAUGCUCAUCAAGAACAGCUUGGCAGAAUUUUCUUUAAGGUAGUUCAUCCUAUGUCCAUAUAAUCCUCACCAAUGUCGCAUCUAUUCUUGACACUGUAACUCCAUGUGUAUCUUGUAGUCACUGAGCGGCUUUCCCUUUUUUGCCAGAGCAUACACAGUAUUGAACAUUACUUUCAACACAUUCAUUUUAAUUUGCACUUUUCUGGACAGCUUUGAUAACUGGACUGCUUUUAACAAGUUGUGUCCUUUCCACAUCUGACAUAACAUCUGUCUUUUUCUGAUCUGUUGUUUUGUUGUGACCGGUAGAUAUUUCAUGUUUCUUAAGGCUCAACUCUCAUAUUUGAACAUCCAGUGAACAAGUUAGAUGAUUUGUCCGCAAUCUCUGGGUACAUCCUACAUGUGGCACAGAACAUUACACCAGGGUUGGUAUCAUCAGAGUCGGGUACAUGCUCAACCCAUGGGUAUGUUAUUUUCAAUGAGGGCUGAAACUUCCGGACACGUUCAGUCUUAUCGUACUCCUUAUCACAGAAUUUCUUUGGUUUUGGAGUCUCUGUCUCAUUAUUUCUCUUACGCUUUUGUGAACUAGCACUGACAGAUGGCACACAAGCAUUCACAGACGGUUUCUGUCUAGCUGGUCGUAUAACGAAUCGAUCCAUUGUGAUCAGACACUAGACACUCAGAAUAAGUCUCCAAGUCUAAUACAUUCUUAAUUAAUCUUUCAAUAAAUUAACUAAGUUCCAGACACUUAAUCUAAUGCAUUGAAUAAUUCAAUCCGUGUAAUUACUUGUGUAUAUGUAUUGCCAAUAUUCGUAUGAUAAUUGAUAAGUUAAUAAACAUCAAGGUGGAACAUGCUCACUAAUGAAGUUUUGUAGCGAAAAUGACAUAGAAUUGAUAUGUUUUUCACGUUACAAACAACUGGUCAGUGCUAAUUUAAUUCCAAUGACAUGGCCUAAUUACCACCCAAUUACAGGUACCUACCUUUAUUAUCAAUGCCAUUCCUCUUCUCACACUUCCAAAGAACACAGUCUAAAGAAAUCCGCUUAAUACAAAAGACUCGUGUAAUAAAUUGACAGUCUUUCAUGUUUACGUGUUUUCAUAUAUGCUGACAGCUAUGUUACUAAUGACGCAUUUUACGAUGGUUCCCAGUCUCUGAACUAUCGAAGCAGUGAAAGCGUGGUACCAGUCAUAGCCAAUUGUCAAUAAUGUACGAGGGGGCCCAAUUGAAUAAUAGAAAUUUUGACUGGUACCUUGUUAAGUUUGGUCCAUUUUCAUUAGUCGAGCGGGGACCAGAUAAGUAGUGUUAAAUUCUAUACGGUUGCGUCCGCUUUACAUAUUUGAUACGCGUAGGUGGAGACUGUUUCUGCAGCUACGUUGACCGGGCUACUGAUGCUUUAAAUUUAUGGUUGCCCGGUGGGCUUAUGUCAGGAUUUUUUUGGUAGCCCAACGAAUAUUUCUGAUAGCGCACGGGCUCUGGUCAAUUGAUUUGUCGGACACUGCUAUAUUUUACAGCUUUGUAUCUCCAAGUAAUGCUUUAUUCUUGGGACGUUAGAUUUAGUGCUACCUCUUUUCACCAAGGAGUCUCUCAAAUCUGUUUACAUAGCUUAAAUGAAAUCUUCAUAAGAAUUAGUAGCAUAGUUUUUAGCUCACCUGUCACAUAGUGACAAGGUGAGCUUUUGUGAUCACCCUUCGUCCGUCGUCCGACGUCAGUCCGUGCGUGCAUCAACAAUUUCUUGUCUGCGCAAUAGUGGUUUCAUUUAUGAUUUUAUUUUAACCCUUUACUCCAUAGAUACUCGUUUUAACGCAUCUAUGCAUUACUCCAUAGAUACUCGUUUUAACGCAUCUAUGCAUUACUCCAUAGAUACUCCUUUUAUCGCAUUCUACUACACUGAUAGUUUAAAUGCAAAAUACCAAUAAAAUAUAUUGGCAAUGAAGCCCACAAAAGCAUAUUUGUGAAGUUUAAACUGUUAAUAAAAGAUCAGUUUCAGAAAAACUUGUGGUUAUAAUUGUAAUUUAUUGAUAAUUAUCACUUUUAAUUCAGGUGGCAUUUUCUGAAAAUCUCACUGACUUUAUAUAUAUUAGGACAGCUAUUGAUGGAUGGAAAAGUAUAUAGGUGACCCAAAAACUAAGUUAUUAUUUGCAUUCUAUCAUUCAACUAUGGCAAAUUAUGUAAAAGUGAGACAUAAGAUUGGUGUAAUAAAAGGUGUGGUUACCAUAACAACCAUUAAAAUCCAUAGAUCACUUGUCAACAUUAUGGAAUUUAUGCUAAUUGAUCUGGGCCCCUUGGAAGUGUGUUUAUUGUGCACAGCUGUCAAAACAAAGCAAUUAGGGUGUUGUUUGCAUCAUUAUUUAUGAUGUGGAUCAACAAAUUUUAUAGAAAGUGUCUUUGAUCAGUGCUUCUUAUCAAAACAUUAUGUAAUUAAUUAAUUUUAUGAUCUAUGAAGUUCUGUAAGUUUGGUAGGGGUGUAGAUUUUAAUGAUUAAUUAAAUGGGUUUGCUUAAUUUUGAAAAUCACUUAAUAUAGACCUUUCUAGUCUUUCAUUUACCUUCAAUUAAUAAAAUUGUGCAUUUGUACCAGUAAAAAUAUUUCUUUUCUAUUGUAUCACAUGCAUAAAACAGCUAAAUUAUAAUAAUAUUCUAAGGUCUUAGGUUUGUAGCUUUCUAUUGUGAAAAAUAUUUAUCACAAAAUUAUGAAAAAUAUACCAUCAGAAAGGAAAUUUAAUUCUAAAAAUAAAUUAUGUUGGACACUAAAUGGUUAAAACAAGUAUUCAUAGACUAAUUUUGAUCUGAGUAACACAGGUAUAAAUUUUGCAUUUUUCUCCAAUAACCUGUAUGGAGAUAGUGUACAGAUAAUGCAACUAUCAAUAAUCAAUACUAUUGUAUCUGUAUGGAGUAAAGGGUUAACCAAACUUGCACACAACUUGUAUCACCAUAAGAUCACGGUUCCUUUCUUGAACUGGCCAGAUCCCAUUAUGGGUUCCAGAGUUAUGGCCCCUGAAAGGGCCAAAAUUAGCUAUUUUGACCUUGUCUGCACAAUAGCAGCUUUAUUUAUGAUUUGAUUUUUACCAAACUUGCACACAACUUGUAUCACCAUAAGAUCUUGGUUCCUUUCUUGAACUGGCCAGAUUCCGUUAUGGGUUCCAGAGUUAUGGCCCCUGAAAGGGCCAGAAUUAGCUAUUUUGACCUUGUCUGCACAAUAGCAGCUUCAUUUAUGAUUUUAUUUUAACCAAACUUGCACACAACUUGUAUCACCAUAAGAUCUUGGUUCCUUUCUUGAACUGGCCAGAUCCCAUUAUGGGUUCCAGAGUUAUGGCUCCUGAAAGGGCCAAAAUUAGCUAUUUUGACCUUGUCUGCACAAUAGCAGCUUCAUUUAUGAUUUGAAUUUAAUCAAACUUGCACAAAACUUGUGUCACCAUAAGAUCUCGGUUCCUUUCUUGAACCGGCCAGAUCCCAUAAGGGGUUCCAGAGUUAUGGCCCCUGAAAGGGCCAAAAUUAGCUAUUUUGACCUUGUCUGCACAAUAGCAGCUUCAUUUAUGAUUUGAUUUUAACCAAACUUGCACACAACUUGUAUCACCACAAGAUCUUGCUUCCUUUCUUGAACUGGCCAGAUUCCAUCAUGGGUUCCAGAGUUAUGGCCCCUUAAAGGUCCAAAAAUGGCUAUUUUGGCUUUUGCAGCCAUAUAGAGACUUCAUUUAUGGUUUUAUUUGAUACAAACUUCCAAAAUAUCUUCAACAACAAUAAAUCUUGGAUUCCAUGACAAAUCAGAUCCAGUCAUAGGUUCCAGAGUUAUUUUAUAUCUGAUUACCUCCCCCGAUUGUAAUCAAAAUGGAUUUAUAUCAGUAAGUACUUACAGGACUUAUUUGAAAUUUCAUAAUUGUUAUUAGUUGGACUGAGACAAUCAGGGUAGAUAACUAUGGACUGAUUUUAUGUCAAAUUACCUCCCUUUAUUUCAAAUUAAAAUUGUUAAUAUCUCCAUAACUAAUGAAGAUACUGAUCUGAAAUUUCAUUUAUGUCAACGGAUUUAUUUGGUAGAUCCUUCUUUUGUCCACUUACAAUAUUUUUUUUUAAUUACUUCCCUUUUACGUUACUAUAAAUAGCUUAUUUUUAGUAACUUUUUUAUUAUUGGCCAUAGGGAAAACACGAGACCAGUUUUCUGUGGUACAACAUGGAUGGUACCUCCAAUUUUUAGGUGUAUUUUAACAUAUCUAUACCUUGUAAGAUUUUUUUUUCUUUUUGGUUAAAUUUCUUCCCUUUGUUGUUCCUGUCCUUUGGACUUAGAUAUUUUUUCUGAGGACCUUCUUGUCCUCAAGUGCAAUGAUAACAGGUGAGUGAUAUAGGGCCAUCAUGGCCCUCUUGUUUUUAUAUUCUUUUGAACUUUUGAUAUUAUUCUAUCUUGUGUGACGUUGAAUGAUAAGAGACUAUGUUUGUUUAUUUCAGAUAUGUACAAAAAUCACAAAAGUUACUAUAAUUUUGCAUUACAUUGGCUUGUUUAGCCCUAGUAGACCAACUGUUCUUAAAGUUUGGUAAAUACACAGUAUAUUAUAAAGGUAUAUACUAGCUUACUUGAUUUGUAAAUUAGUCUGAUGUUUCUGUUUUUGGUGAUCACAAAAUUUUGUACCAAAUACUGUAAAUCAAACUAUAAGUCAUUCUACAUUUGAAAUAUUUUUAUCUUUAUCAUGGUUAUUGUAACAAAAUGAACUGUUAGUUAUUUUAUGUGUUCAUUUCUUGUUUACUUAUUUCUUGUUAAUGGCCAUUCCAUACCACAUUUGUUAAUUAAUGAAGAGGUAUUGUGAUUGUGUUGUGUCUGUUACAUGUCUGUCCAUGAUUGCAGUGACUUUUUCGGUUGACUGUUUAUGCUGCCUCUAUUGGCAUUGCUUUCAGAUGUAUGUUCUAAGUGCGUGUUUUUGGAUUAUUUGGUCCAUACUUUUGUUACUUUAGGCUAGAUAUCUGUGAUAUUGUUAAGCUUUAAUGCAUUAAUUUAAGUUUGUUUUCUUUAUGUGUAUACAUAUUACUAUAUUGACUUCGAAUUACACAAAUCUAUUCUGUGUCACAUUACAGUCAGACUUCGUUCACUCAAACUCAACAGGACCUGCAAAACUUGUUCCAGUUAUUGGUAGUUGGAGCUGUCAGAAAUUAUACAUUAUAUAGGGAUUUUGCAAGGACCUGACAAUGAGUUCAUGCAAAGAUGGUUAAAAUUUUCCGAGUUCAAGUGAAUGAAAUUCCACUGUAUUUACCUAAUGAUUAAAAUGUAAGCAGGUUUUACAAUGAACUUUCUAAGCAUAGACUGUUUUUACUGUUUGAUAAUAUACGUAUACAUGUUUUACUGGUGUUUAAAAAAUAGCAGCACACAGCUUCAUUAGGCCAGUAUGUCUGACAUUAGAGAGCUUUUGUCUUUUCUUUCAGAUUGUACUGUGUGUAUCAAGACAGUUACUAUGUAUAUCUAGACAAUUAUAUAAUCAGUGUUUGUUAAAAAAAAAUAUUGAUGAAAAUAUUAUUGAGAUGUUUAAUUUUUUUUAUCGAAAAACUGUAAGUGCAGAUUUAAUUGUCGCAUUUUCAGAUAUUUAAAACAAUCAUGAUGAAAAUUUUGAUGUUUAAUUAUUCAAGAGGAUCACUGUGAAGAUUUUAGGAUUGGUUUAAGAGAAUUCUUAGAAAAUAUUGUAGCAGCUGGGCACUAGGGAAAAGGUGAUGUUAAACAGAAGCAUGAGGUAUUGGAAUAAACUUGACAAAUACA
Mercenaria mercenaria is the source of this 7546-nucleotide messenger RNA. Its product is annotated as L-2-hydroxyglutarate dehydrogenase, mitochondrial-like. NCBI's taxonomy places the organism in Eukaryota, Metazoa, Mollusca, Bivalvia, Venerida, Veneridae. The record is from RefSeq and is a predicted model, not a curated record. Gene Ontology annotation, molecular function: (S)-2-hydroxyglutarate dehydrogenase activity; (S)-2-hydroxy-acid oxidase activity. The transcript has 9 exons. Bases 40 to 1419 code for a protein of 459 amino acids.